AUGUUUCCUCCAGUCCUCAAACUGGCUGCACUGGCUCUUCUCCUCCCCAUUGUCAAUGCAGAGGGCGGCUUCACCAAAACGUGCUUCCUCGGUGGCGCCAGCCUCGACGACAAGAAAUACCUCGGUACCACUUGCACCAACGAGAAGUACGAGAUCUACGGCUAUGACUAUUCCACCUUGAACCUCGAUUGGUGCCUCACAAACAACGGAGGUCGGCUGGCAUUUGCACCAGAUGGAAAAUUCUCCGGAUCAUGCCAUGAGUGCAAGCUCGACAAGGACUCGGAGAAGGGCAGGUUCAAUUGCAGGUGCUCGGAUGGAUCCGGUGACCUAAAGGACGAAAGCCACGUUGAACUCGAUGAUAUCGUCUUCAACAGGAACGGAGCCAUGGGCUGCUACGAUCGCGUGGCCAACAAGACCAGGUGCAGGACUUGCAAGGAGCCGCGUUUUUGAAGUUGAAACGACGCGCAAAUGGAUGGGAUGGCACGUCCGGGAUUAACAGCAGUACUUUGCAAAAGCGAUGGAGGUCAAGCUGCCGAACAUUUGCGAUUCUUGAGUUUUUCGAUGGCUUUGAUGCGAGAUCAUCCG
This is a messenger RNA of Pyricularia grisea, 585 nucleotides long. RefSeq lists its product as uncharacterized. Bases 1 to 450 code for a protein of 149 amino acids. NCBI's taxonomy places the organism in Eukaryota, Fungi, Ascomycota, Sordariomycetes, Magnaporthales, Pyriculariaceae. The transcript has 4 exons. The record is from RefSeq and is a predicted model, not a curated record.